CACACCUCGACGGCUCGACGCGUACCAACCCAUCGCCUCCGGCCCCGAGCAAUCCCCGCACGAGCCCGCGCCCGCCGCGCCACCGCACAGGAGCCUCCCGUGCCGGCGCUGAUUGCCGCUGGCCUCCAUGGACCCGCGCUUCCCGCAGCCGGCGCCGUCCUUUGGCGGCGCCCCCCGUGGCCACCACCGGCGGGCGCACUCCGAGACGUUCAUCCGGCUCCCCGACGCCGACCUCCUGUUCGACCCCGAUGGGGACUUCUCCUUCUCCGACCUCGACUUCCCCUCCCUCUCCGACGACUCCCCCGCGGCCUCCGACCCCACGCCCCCGCCGCCGCAGCCGCAGGCGGCAGUCCCCCCGGCCCCGCGCCCGCCCGGUGGGGCCCACAUGAGGAGCCUCUCCCUCGACGCCGCCUUCUUCGACGACCUCUCGCUGCAGGGAGGAGGAAGGGUUGGGAGCGGCGGCCUGGCUGGGCAUAAGAGGAGCGGCUCCAUGGACGGGGCGACCUCGCCGUUCGAGGGCGAGUCCGCGCCGUCGGGCUUGCUGCUGGACUACGCGAAGAAGGCGGUGCCCGCUGAGAAGCUCGCUGAGCUCGCGCUCCUCGACCCCAAGCGCGCAAAGAGGAUUCUGGCGAACAGGCAGUCGGCGGCGAGGUCCAAGGAGAGGAAGAUAAAGUACACCAGUGAGCUGGAGAGGAAGGUGCAGACGCUUCAGACAGAGGCGACUACGCUUUCAGCACAGCUCACGCUUCUUCAGAGGGACACUUCUGGUUUAACCACUGAGAACAGGGAGCUCAAACUCCGGUUGCAAGCCAUGGAAGAACAAGCUAAACUUCGAGAUGCUCUGAAUGACGCCCUGAGAGAAGAAGUUCAGCGGCUUAAGAUAGCCGCAGGUCAAGUCCCUAACAUGAAUGGGCCCUUCAAUGGAGGACUACAGCAGCAGCAGAUGGCAAACUAUUUCUCGCAACCGCAGCAGAUGCAAUAUUUCGGUGGCCACUAGGGUCAGCAUCACCGUCUGAAUCACCAUCCCCAGAACUCUUCAAACGGCGGCCAGUCCCUGAACGACUCAAUAGAUUUCAUGUCAGGUGACUUAGCUCAGGCGCCUGAUGUCACACAUACCAACCGCAACUAAGUACUUUAAAGGUAGCUGAUGUAUACCAUAUAUUCGUAUGAAUCAUUCCUAGGGUAGCUAGCUGUUCUUUGUACCAUUUAAUCAAAAAGUCAUUCCUGUAUGACAUUGUAUCAUCUCUUCCGCUCUUGGGGUAACGCCUUGACUGCUUGGCAACUAGACAUGUUGCGUAUCGUUGUUACCCUGUAAAGAUGCUCUUAUAGUGAAUGCAAUUGUUUUCCGAGUUGAAA
Messenger RNA from Phragmites australis (common reed), 1356 nucleotides. Its product is annotated as transcription factor VIP1-like. Gene Ontology annotation, biological process: regulation of DNA-templated transcription. The record is from RefSeq and is a predicted model, not a curated record. Gene Ontology annotation, cellular component: nucleus. Bases 128 to 997 code for a protein of 289 amino acids. The transcript is spliced from 4 exons. NCBI's taxonomy places the organism in Eukaryota, Viridiplantae, Streptophyta, Magnoliopsida, Poales, Poaceae. Gene Ontology annotation, molecular function: DNA-binding transcription factor activity.